AUGUCCAAGAAGACGACGCUGCAGAUGACGGUGGGCGAGGAGACCCCGACGUGCUGCUCCCAGCUGGCCGAGCUGCCGCGGGGCCGCGCCAAGGGCACGUGCACGGGGGCGGGCGGCAGACUGGUGGUGGCGGAACUGCCGGAGAACCACGCCACGGUGCAGGUGGACAACCGGGACCCGUGCCGCUCCAGGAUGGUGCUGACCAUGGACGACAUGUCCAUCUCCAUGGAGCAGUCGAGCUGCAGCCGCGCCACGGGGGCCCGCAACUCGAGCGUGACCACGCUGUGCGUCCAGACGGCCAAGCCGCCCCCGCCGCCCUGCUGCCGCCACCACCCCUGCCACCACCUCUGCCACCACCAGUGCCACCCGCACUGCCACCCACCCAGGACCGUCCUGGAGACGCAGCUCGUCGUCAAGAACGCCCACGACGAGGACAGCCUUGACGUGCUGCUCGUCGGCAACAUGGACUGCAGGCACGUGCUCAAGACCCUGAGCCGACUGCACCGCCACGCCGCCGCCCUGGAGGACGACGGCCAGGGCGACGGCCAGGAGGAGGGCGGGCGGCCGCGGCGACGCAAGGUGCGCUUCUUCGUGGCCGAGACCGUCAUGGAGCUGGUGGCGCGCCAGCUGCUGUUCAUCCUGGCGGCGCUGGAGCCGCCCGACCGCCUCGGCAGGACGGAGAAGGUGCGCCUGCUGCUGGAGCUGAUGGGCAACUCGUUGGUGCGGCCGAGCACGGCGCUGUGGCUGCGCAACGCGUCCAGCCUGCUGGUGGACUUGGUGACGGACCCCGACGCGCUGCGGCGCCGCCUGCCCCUCGUGGACCUCAGCCACCUGCGGCACCGGGACCGCGACCGCCUAGAGGAGGUGCUGGCCUUCUACCAGGAGCGGCCGCAGAACUUCCGGGUCGGCUACCACUGGGACCAAAGGCUGCGGCGCCACUUCGGCACGCGCUACGACAGCCGGGCCGGCGCCUACGACUGGGACUACCACAUGGUGCUGCACGACCUGCCGGCCGGCGACAAGGUCUGCGUGCACGAGUACCGCCACUGGAGGGAGACCGGCGUGGCCUUCACGUGGCUGGAGGCCGAGCAGUCCGAGCCCAACCUGUCCCUCGCCGCCGGCAUCGUCCGCGAGGGCUGCCACCUGCUGCACGGCGGCUACCUGGGGGACAUCGUCGCGUCGCCCUUCAUCGCCUACGCCAUCGAGCUGGAGCCCGAGGACGCGGCCGAGGUGUUCCGCAAGGCCAACGACAAGUACGUGAGCAGGUCCACGGACGCGGCGGAGCGCCACCUGAACAGGAUCACAUACGAGCUGCAGCAUGGCCAGGACUACCAGCCGACAGAGGAUCCUUCGAGGGGCAACGGCGGCGUCGUACUCACCCGCGUGACGGACGAGUCCCGCCUGGACCCGGCGGCGCCUCCUGAGGAGGACGACCAGACCCUGCGCAAGGUGCGCCGGUCCGCCGACAUGAAGGGCUACGCGCCGUUGCCAGUGGAGAACGCCGAGGUGGUGUUCCUGUCACCCAAGUUCCUGCAGGCGCCGCGCGAGGGCCGCGCGAGUUAA
This is a messenger RNA of Thrips palmi, 1563 nucleotides long. It is a transcript of the gene Dnaaf3, whose product is annotated as dynein assembly factor 3, axonemal. Gene Ontology annotation, biological process: axonemal dynein complex assembly; motile cilium assembly. The transcript is spliced from 7 exons. The coding region runs from base 1 to 1563 and encodes 520 amino acids. The record is from RefSeq and is a predicted model, not a curated record. NCBI's taxonomy places the organism in Eukaryota, Metazoa, Arthropoda, Insecta, Thysanoptera, Thripidae.